Messenger RNA from Cydia pomonella (codling moth), 5017 nucleotides. RefSeq names its product glycerol-3-phosphate phosphatase. NCBI's taxonomy places the organism in Eukaryota, Metazoa, Arthropoda, Insecta, Lepidoptera, Tortricidae. Gene Ontology annotation, cellular component: cytoplasm. The transcript has 6 exons. The record is from RefSeq and is a predicted model, not a curated record. Gene Ontology annotation, molecular function: phosphatase activity. Bases 122 to 1246 code for a protein of 374 amino acids.
UGUCAAUGUCAAAAAUAUGUCAGGUCAGAAAAGGAAAUAAAGCGGAAUGAGCUACUUUUUAUUCCCCGCUAUAAAAAUGUGAGGGCGUUUAAAAUAGUAGGUUGAUCCUAAUGUCAUUUUAAUGUCAAAAGUGACAGCAGUGUCCUUGAAUCCUUGGAUUCUCGUGGUGUGUGGUGGUGCUGCUGGUUUGCUGCAGAGGUUCCGCUAUGUUAAUGUAGUAAUGGUGAAAUUGCUUCAUUUUUUAAAAACAAAUGCUUAUUUUAUAAACAAACACACCUCCCUUGCUUCUACCCUUUCUUUAGUUCAUUCCAAAAGUUUUAACACCUCCAGAAACAUGUUUAGAUCAGCCGUUUUUAAUCUUCAUGAAGGAAGUAAAGAUCAAGUGCAGGAAUUUUUAAAUUCCUUUGACACAGUUUUAACGGACUGUGACGGUGUUCUGUGGAUCGAUAAUAAUGCAAUACCGGGGUCAGCUGAUGCAAUGAAUUAUUUUCGAAAAAUUGGAAAAAAAAUAUUUUAUGUAACUAAUAACUCUACAAAGAUCCGCAGUGAUUUUGCAGUAAAAGCCCAGCAGUUGGGAUUUAUAGCUAGUCAGGAUGAAAUACUCUCCACAGCAUACCUAGCAGCGCACUACCUCAAAGGUAUAGGCUUUACUAAGAAAGUGUAUUUAAUUGGCUCUAAUGGUAUAGGAGAAGAGUUGAAGGCAGUUGGAAUAAGGCAUACAGGAAUUGGAACCGAUCAUGUAAAACCUGAUUUCAAAUCAAUGAAGCCAUCAGACUUGGACCCUGAAGUGGGAGCCGUGGUGGUUGGGUUUGACGAGCAUGUAAGCUAUCCGAAGUUCAUGAAAGCGGCCUCUUACCUCGCGUCCGAGGAUUGCCUGUUCAUUGCAACUAAUACUGAUGAGAGGUUUCCAAAAGGCGGUUCUAUCGUAGUCCCGGGUACGGGGACCAUUGUACGCGCGGUGGAGACAUGCUCGGAGCGGAAGGCGCUUGUGCUCGGCAAGCCCCACGCCUACGUCAGGAAGUUCCUUGAGUCCUGCGGGCUGGAUCCUGCGCGGACGCUCAUGAUUGGUGACAGAUGCAACACAGAUAUCGAGUUGGGAGUUCGCUGCGGCUUCCAGACCCUCCUAGUGCUAUCUGGGGUCACAUCUCUUAAAGACCUGGAGAAGAUCCGCAAUGAAAAGAAACCGCCGCUACCCGACGUGGUUGUACCUAAGCUGGGCGACUUAAUGUCUCUGCUGCCGUCAUAACAUGAUCAACAAUCUUAAAACUCUUAUAAAUAAAGGAACAAUUAAAAAUUUGGGCGUGACACGAACUGGCGACUCUGGGAUACCAGCCCGCCGCCUUAACCUGCAGUCCGCGGCAAAGAUUUCCAACAUAUCGUUCAUUGUCGUAUGGCAAAUCGUAGAUGUGUGAUACGCUUUAAAGGGUCGCCAGUUUUUUUUUUCUUGAUCCUUUAUUUCAAAAAUACCGAUAUUGUUAAUAGACUAGAGAGAGGCUCUGUAGCGCAAUAUUAGUCCAUCAGAUGAUAAUAAUUCUUAAGGGAUGAUAGAAUUUAGUAAUUUUCCAUAGAUAUAUAUUUACUAGACGGAAGCUGUUUACACCGUACGUGCGUAAAGUCAGGAGCGCUUUAUUGGCACGUGUCUCUACUCAAAUGACGAGUGGUGAUAGGGUAGAUAAUCGGUUAACCUACUUUCCUGAGAUAAAAAAAUUACAACAAAGGUAACACAACUUCCAUAUAUCCUUUUAAUCUCAACGGAAAUAUUUUCAGCUGAAGGACUUGACUAGUGUAUUAUAAAUUGGCCUUAUAGUAGUUGCGCCUGUCACUAUACUGUGAACAAAGACUUCCUCGCCUUCGAGUAACAACUUGUUAUAACAUAAAGUUAAUCUACGGCGAUAAAAUCUACUAUUAGAUGAUUACAUGAGGCCAGUGUUAACGAUCUUAGACAAAUAUUAGUGCAAACUAUAGGUUAAUUUUCGUUACGUUGUGAUAACUCUGUAAGCGUUAAUAACAUACUAGGUAUUUUUAAUAUUAUUUUUGGUGUAUUUAGUUAUUUGUUUGUAAAAAUCUUAGCUAAUAUUGGGUAACUUAGGCGUAUUGAGAAAUGUAACUCGUGGCGCGAAAUAAUAAAACCUACCUAGUUAGCGGACCACCAUGCUUACGUCACUUAAUUUGUUUUUAUAAAUAUGUAUUCAGUUACUUAUUUUUUGCAUUUCUUCAAAUAUUGCCAACAUUCGCCGAGAUUGUAGUAGACCAUUAAGUCCCCUUUUAUGAGGUGUAAUUAUUUAUAAAUAUGACGUUGCUGACCUCAUGCGAAGAUUUUUAUAAAAAUGUUCCUUGUUUUGCUUGCCAUAGACAAUAAUUAUUAUACGUCGGCUCAUGCUCGUCUUACUUAAUUAUUAGAAUCGGGAUUAACCUAUAAUUUGUUAAGGUUUGAGUGGUUUCAAUUUCGUUUGUUACUGUAAUACCAAACGAAUAAAGUUAUCGGUUCGCCUUUUAUUUUCGUAAACGCGCGCUACGUCUUUAUUUGUAACUGAAUGGUAUUUAAACGGCUUUGGUUCAUAAUCAAUUAAUCAUGAAUCAAACUUCUAGUAGUUGCGUUAAUAAAAUAAUAUUUACAAACGAUUUAUAACGGCACUAAUAUGCACUGAUUCGAUCAAGGAAUCACUUGUUUAAUGAUCAUAUCGACGAGUUGAAACAACUCUUCCUGAGUAAGUACUUCGAAUGACGAAAUAAUGCAAUUUUGUCCCAUAGGGACUUUAACGAAACUUAGGUAACUGCUGCGGUUGUAUUUUAUAUAGUAAUUAUCGCUACAUAAUAGUGAUUAUGUAUUAGUUUAUAUGGUGAUGAGCUAUGUGUUCAAAAUAUUUAUAUAGAAAUAGGGUUCCCACUUCCCGCCCCUUUUUCACAAAACCGAUUUACAGUAUUACUGAUCCAAGUCCCAAAAUAUAGGCUGCUAAUGUACGAUUCCCACCGACCGGCUGGAGUCGGGCCGCGCCGGAGCCCAUUUUUGCGAUGGAAUCCGUCCGGAGCCGUCCGCGUCCGCGAGGAGCCGACCGGCUUGCGGCCUCACAAAUAUAUGAAACACGCUCCAACUCCGCCCGUUCGGUGGGAAUCGUCCUUAAAUAAUAGAGGUGCAAACGUCAAAGAAGUCAUUGAAAACCUAUUUUCACUACAUGGCACUAGUAUUAACAGCAAUAAAGAGUAUACCCUGACCAUCGGUAUUCCUUACAUCUUUACAAUAAAUAAUAAUAUGGAGCGUUCCGGGAAAUUGUCUACCGUUGUCCUGUAUUAAACGUGAAGAUUUGCAGGUAGUUUCCUUUUCUGUGACUAAUGGCCAAAAAUAUGCACAGAAAAAUAAUCGCCUGCUUUAAACGCCGAAAAAAAAGUCGCAACACAGGGAAUGAAAUGCGUCCGUACGGGACAGCCCGAGGAAUGCUUCACGUCAUCCAUAUCAUGAUGAUAAGUUUGACAAGAUCAUCACAAAAUAGGCCGUUGCUAUGGAGUGUGGAAUUAAGAGGAGUGGCAUCUCUUAUGGUAGAACUGUUGCAAAAGUGUCCAGCUGUCAGCUAUAAAUAAUAGUUCCAAAUCUCUCCAGAGUAGCGCUAGAGUAGCUAAGAACCUAGGCGUCAUUGACGGAGUGAAUUGCGCUGUCUAUGAUUUGAUUUUUUUGUUCAAGUACUCUAGGUAUUAUAGCGCCACCUAUUUAAAGUUUUUUGAUGACACUUUUUGGUACAUGGAAAUUUCGUUCCUUAUCUCCACCUUCCGUAGCCGUUGCGUUAGCGUCAUCUAGUAAAGCUGCUACUUUCACGGCAUAUUUAGCUGACUUUGCACGUCUGUAUAAGUUCAGUUGUCUCUAAUAAGUAUCAAUGACCUAUAGAGUUAUUUCCAGUGAUAGUAUUUAGAUCUUGUUGCUAAUAUUAUAUAAUAUAUAUAUAAUAUUUUCUAACUGUAUGACAGUUGUUCAUUAUCUUGGGAUUCUAUUUUAUUAUAAUUAUCAUUAAUACCUGUAAGGUAUAUAUUUUACUAUGAAUUGAUUGAAAUAUGUACUUAGUAGUCCGUUUGCUACAUAUUGUUUAGAUUUGAUAUUAAGACGAAUAGCGAGUGGUAUAUUAUUAAACGUGUGAGCCAUUAUGGAACCUUCUUCUUGUGGAACUUAAUAUAUAUGUAUGCAACAUUGUAGUGAUUUGGUAUUUCUCAGAAGCUUAUUAAGGACAAAGAUUCAUUGAUUCUAACAUGUGUAAAGUCUAAUAGAAAAAACGUGCCCGGAGUUUGACAGCUGAAAAAGAUGGAUAUGUUUUGUGAUAACUGUACCCCUAGUGUAAAUAAAUUCGAUUUCGAAACGUGACGUACGCGUUUGCGUUAAGUGUCAUUUUGUAUGAGAUUUUUGACUUUCCAAAACGUCCCGCUUGGCGCGCUGUUCAAAAACCCAUACAAAAUGAGACUUAACGCAAACGCGUACGUCAAGUUUCGCUAUCGACUAUAAUUACACUAGGGGUACCUACUGAAUUGUCAAACGUUAACUUUUGACAACCAGGGUUAACGCAUAACCGUAAAGCGCCAUCUACAUUAGCUGCCAAAUUUUAAGAUACAUUUUGUCUUAAAACGUACUCAUAUUAAGAAUAAAGUUAAAUACUUAAUCGCUCCACCUGACUGCCUAGCAUGAGUUGCGUUCUCGCGCGAGGUGAUAAGUGGAGUUGUGCGCGAGAACGCUUUUUGCUUUGUUAUUUUCUGUUGUUAACACAGUUAACGGGUCUUUCCUAGACCGUAUUAAAAAGGAAUAAGUUCUAACAAUGGUCAGAAAAGUUGUCUGGUGGACAAAUAACAACAACUCAAAUGUUAGUUCAGACGACGGUUUCAUGGUGGUAAGUCCGUGUAUUCGUCGAUAAACUGUUGAAAUUAGCAAUAAAAGUGGCUGUUAUAGGUAUAUGGAUGGACACGCACAGCAUUGUUACGUAUUAUGUACUGUGUUACUAAUUGUAAUAGUGAAAUUGCUUUUAAUAAAUUGGCAGUGUUUGUA